AUGAAUAGAAUAGCAGCGGCGUUGGCCGUCGGGCUCAUGGUGGCGGCUUGCGUCGUGGCGGCGGAGGACUGUUCGAACGUGCUGACUGAUCUGCUGGAUUGCCUGUCCUACGUGAGCAACGGCAGCAAGACGAGCAGCCCCAGCGCGGGCUGCUGCAUCGGGGUCGCCGACGUCGUCAUCGGCUCGCCCUCCUGCAUCUGCGACGCUCUGAAGCAGGCCCGCGAGCUCGGCGUCGAGCUUAACACCAGCCGCGUGCUUGCCCUCCCGGCUGCCUGCGACGUGAAGGCGCCGGAAAUGCGUUGCGGCGGUGGUUCCUCUCUCCCUUGCUCUGCUCUCCUUUAA
Molecule: messenger RNA, 342 nt
Organism: Zingiber officinale
Lineage: Eukaryota; Viridiplantae; Streptophyta; Magnoliopsida; Zingiberales; Zingiberaceae
Product: non-specific lipid transfer protein GPI-anchored 11-like
Exons: 1
Coding region: 1-342 (113 amino acids)
Biological process (GO): lipid transport
Molecular function (GO): lipid binding
Source: RefSeq, a predicted model, not a curated record